CAUUAAUGUUUUCUUCUCUUUCUGUUUUGUUUCUGUGCCAUCCAGGUUUCUGCUGGUUUUCUCCUGCUUAGUCCUCUCUGUUUUUUCAACCAUUGAUGAUUAUGAGGAGAGUUCUGAAUGGGCCCUCUACAGUCUGGAAAUUGUCACCAUUGUGGUCUUCGGAGUAGAGUACUUUGUAAGAAUCUGGGCUGCUGGCUGCUGCUGUCGAUACCGAGGUUGGAGAGGAAGAUUAAAAUUCGCCCGCAAGCCCUUUUGUGUAAUCGACAUCAUGGUGUUAAUUGCCUCCAUUGCUGUGCUGGCCGCUGGAUCCCAAGGGAAUGUUUUCGCCACCUCGGCCCUCAGAAGCUUGCGCUUCCUGCAGAUCCUGCGCAUGAUCCGAAUGGACCGCAGAGGAGGCACCUGGAAGCUUCUGGGAUCGGUGGUUUACGCCCACAGCAAGGAGCUCAUCACUGCCUGGUAUAUUGGAUUCCUGUGCCUAAUUUUAGCCUCCUUCCUGGUAUACCUGGCGGAGAAAGGAGAAAAUGAUCACUUUGACACCUAUGCAGAUGCCCUGUGGUGGGGCCUGAUUACUCUGACCACCAUUGGCUACGGGGACAAGUAUCCACAAACCUGGAAUGGGCGUCUCCUGGCAGCAACCUUCACCUUGAUUGGGGUUUCCUUUUUUGCCCUCCCAGCAGGAAUUCUAGGUUCUGGAUUUGCACUGAAGGUUCAAGAGCAGCAUCGUCAAAAGCACUUUGAAAAAAGGAGAAAUCCUGCAGCUGGCCUGAUUCAGGCUGCCUGGAGGUUCUACGCCACUAACCUCACUCGAACUGAUUUGCACUCUACUUGGAAUUACUACGAGCGAACAGUCACUGUUCCCAUGUACAGCUCACAAACGCAAACCUAUGGUGCCUCCAGGCUCAUUCCACCUUUGAAUCAGCUUGAGCUGCUGAGAAACCUGAAGAGCAAAUCUGGAUUAACCUUCAGGAAAGAACAGCAGCCAGAAUCAUCUCCAAGUAAAACCACUCCGUGCAGAAAAUCAUUUUGUGGAUGCUGCUCGAGAACCUCUAGUCAAAAGGUCAGCUUGAAAGAUCGUGUCUUCUCCAGCCCCCGAGGUGCAACCACGAAAAGUAAAGGUUCUCCUCAGGGUCCGGGUGUCCGAAGAUCCCCCAGUGCAGACCAGAGUGUGGAAGAUAGUCCAAGUAAAGUCCCCAAGAGCUGGAGUUUUGGAGACCAGAGCCGGGCUCGGCAAGCUUUCCGCAUCAAGGGAGCCACAUCCCGUCAGAAUUCAGAAG
This is a messenger RNA of Python bivittatus (Burmese python), 1274 nucleotides long. Lineage: Eukaryota; Metazoa; Chordata; Lepidosauria; Squamata; Pythonidae. The record is from RefSeq and is a predicted model, not a curated record.